Exophiala oligosperma is the source of this 2199-nucleotide messenger RNA. RefSeq lists its product as uncharacterized. The coding region runs from base 78 to 1139 and encodes 353 amino acids. Lineage: Eukaryota; Fungi; Ascomycota; Eurotiomycetes; Chaetothyriales; Herpotrichiellaceae. The transcript has 2 exons. Gene Ontology annotation, molecular function: S-adenosyl-L-methionine transmembrane transporter activity. Gene Ontology annotation, cellular component: mitochondrial inner membrane. The record is from RefSeq and is a predicted model, not a curated record.
GAUCGAGUGUCUAACACACAUAGUCCCGUACAUAGAUUUGUUGAUUUAACCUCCUUGUCGGGCCAUAGAGGCCAUCCAUGUCGUCCAAUACGAAUCUCGAUAUCUGGUUUGCUGGUGCAUUUGCUGCUUUCUCCGUCGACCUACUCGUUUACCCUCUCGACACCCUCAAGACACGCCUUCAGUCACAAGAUUAUGAGAAACUGUACAAAAAUGCCAAUGGCACGACAAAACGCUCUUUAUUCCGUGGACUCUACCAAGGUGUUGGGUCCAUCAUCCUCAUUACCAUUCCUUCUUCCGGCGCCUUCUUUACGACUUAUGAAGCCUUGAAAUACAGCCUUGACGAUGCUGUCCCUCCGAACUCCACCCUUUACCUCCCCAAACCUGCCAUACAUGCACUCGCAAGUGGUGGCGCUGAGUUGGUCAGCUGCGCAAUCCUAACACCGGCCGAAGUCCUGAAGCAAAACGCUCAGAUGCUGAGCUCCGGAAAGAAAGGAUCUACAUCCCUUCAGGUGCUCAAGACCUUCCAAAAGCAACCUGCCAAACUGUGGAGAGGAUACACAGCCCUCGCGGCGCGGAACCUGCCAUUUACCGGUCUUCAGUUUCCCGCCUUUGAAUCAUUAAAGAACUAUUUCAUGGCGCGGCGGAAAUCCAAGAAAGGCGCCCCUGUCGACGGCAUCAUGGAGCGAGCUGGGAUCACUGCCAUGAGUGCCGGUAUUGCCGGGAGUGGUGCUGCGUGGAUCACAACUCCUAUCGAUGUGGUGAAGACAAGGAUAAUGCUCGCGGCUUCUGGAGAUGACCCUCCAGCAAAACAGGAGGCGAAAGGCAAACAAUCUAGUUUCCUGAUGCAUGGUAUCCAAAGUUCUAGGAAGAGUGGCUUCACAGUCGCAAAAGAAAUCCUCAAGACAGAUGGUGUCCGAGGUUUGUUUAGAGGUGCUCUACUUCGAGGAUGCUGGACGGCACUCGGUAGUGGAUUGUACCUGGGGUGCUACGAGGGCGGACGUUUUUAUCUGGAAAGUGCCAGGGAGAAGAAAAAGGAGGGAGACCAUCUUAUGCAACGAGAUUGGUCAAAGGUGAAAGUGGGCAUCGGCCCAAGCAGAUCUCAGGAUUCCGUGAAGAAAAGUGCCUGGCAAGAAGAUUGAGACUGGGGGUUCUUAUUGACCUCUUAUCCCCUUGAUGAGGCCUCAUCUGCGCGGGACCUCUCAUGGAUGGCAUGAACUCAAGUCUUUGGAUCCAGGUUGACAUUGAUUAUGCCGCUUGUCAAACGCCAAGGCUGAUAUCACCUUGACGUACUGCAUCAAGCCAGGUCUGCCCGUAUGCUCCGCCCGACGCUACCACAAAGGCAGUCAUCAGACCUGGAUACUCUUAGAUCAUGACCUACAACAAUAUCAACGUCUCUCGUCCAGAAGAUUGAGAAACGUAUCAUCUGGGCAGCUGUCGCAGCAUAGCAAAGCAGCAUGGCAUUCCGGAAAUAAAUGCAAUACGUUCUCAAAGGACGACGACAAAGUCACACAUCUGUGUUCAUAAAACAUAUAAUAGCGCCGACGAUUUUGGUUUACAUUACUCGCUCUAUAGGCGCGGGUUAUGUCAUUUCAACAUCACGAUCUUGAUCGCCACUAAGACCAUCUUCAUCAACCUCAACGUCCGCGUCUUCAUCACCCUCAUCUUCUUCUUCAUCUUCCCAGGCGUCGUCGUCAUCCAUUUGGUCUUCCACACCUAGCGAUUUGUUCAAGCCUUGCACCAAUUCGAGGGCAUGAUCUCGUAAUCGGUCAUCCUCAUAUUCUUGAAGACGAUAUAGUCUCAGGCAAUCAUCGAGCCAUUUCUUCGCUUUCUCCUGACUUUUGGUCUGUUCUUCUGACGUCGUACCGGGCUUUUGAGAGAUUAGCACCUGACACCAUCCACCCAGAUACCAGCAUUCGACGCUCUGGUCGUCUUCGCGGGUCAACCCUUCAAUGACCGUCAUGGCCUCGGGCUCGGCCUCGACUUCCAUGAGCAGUCUGCCUAGACUAACGCGAGUGGCAAAGUCGGGCCGCGAGCUGGACUCAGUAUCUGUUGGAAUGUCCUUCCAAAUCUCCAUACUCCGCCGGAGUGCCUGCCUCGCAUCAUCCAUGCGCUCUUGGCUGAUGCGGACGCUUGCCAAUGUCUGUAGAACCCCAGCACUUAGAUAGUCGGGACACACUGCCACAGCUUCGGUAACAAACG